Molecule: messenger RNA, 3724 nt
Organism: Taeniopygia guttata (zebra finch)
Lineage: Eukaryota; Metazoa; Chordata; Aves; Passeriformes; Estrildidae
Source: RefSeq, a predicted model, not a curated record
UGCUGUGUCUUUGUUCUCUGUACGAUCAUUGGAGCAGGGCGUUAUUUGUAGCGGCUCUUCUCUUUCACAGCAGCCGGCGGGAGGUUCGCUGGGCUAAUCUUUAUCUUCGCUUUGCUCUUCUGAGCGAAUGCUUCUGGUGUGAGGCUGCUUUGCAGGAAAUGUGACCUCACUGGGGUGGGUGCCGCUGAUUGCACGGGCUGUUUUCAAAAGGAAACACGGACUUGCCGGAGCUGCCUGUCCCGGGGGCCGGGGCUGAGCGCUCCCGGGAAGCUGCUCAGGAACAGCUCCAGCAGCCGUCCCACGGGCACUCGGGCCGGAGAGAACACUUUGGCACGCAUUGUGUUAAUUGUGAAAUGGAUUUUCCAGGUUCAACACCAUUUAAUGAAGAGCACAGACACAGCCCCUCAAGACAUAUUUUUCCAAGUUGUGCUUGUGACUUUUUGGAUGACGAUCCUGCCUAUGAGUGCUCCACAAAUCCUCUGACAGGCUCCCUUCCUACAUGCCGCCGCAGCCCUCGACUGCUUUCUAAUGGUUAUUAUGUUUUGAGAGAAGACAGUUUUCUGUCUGAUGAAGAGGGCAACGUAACACUGACACCAUCCCACACAAAUGUUACAUAUAAAGAGAAUUUAUUUCGUGUGUUCAGGCGAAGGAAGAAAAUCCGUCGCUCUCUUGACAGCUUGUUUAAUCUCAGUGCCUCCAGCUCAUGGCUCAGCUCCACCAUCCCCAGCAGGAUGGAUUUCUCCCAUGUAGAGGAGCCUUGGCCUGAUGGAUGCAGUAAACUAGAAGCCAGUCACAGUGAUAUUGGUGAUUCAGACUUUUCUUCAGAAUAUAAUAACCAUGUGUCACAAAGGCAGAUUCCAGCAUCUAGUGGAGCAUUUCUCACCAAAGAUGGUGAGUUUCUUCAUUUUGAGGAACCACUCUGUGCUUCAAAAUCCUUCUCUUCAUUUAUGAGAAAUGCAAAUGAAGAAAAUUGGAGCAAUGCAGAAUCCAGGACAGUGAAAAAUGUCAUUUCUCAGAUGGUUGCACUGAUCAUGUGUUUAAUCAUUUCAGUAUGUACAAGGUAUUUUCUGGGAGGACUGUCUGCCACUUUGUUGCUGAUGAUUUUAGUUUUUAUUUUGUCCCAGGAUGCUGCUGUGCCAUCUUUCUUCACUCUCGAUACGUUUUUCAAAACAACUAAGUUUUGAAUAUAAUGAAAAAUAAAGAAAAAUUGCUCUUCAGCAUCGAACUCCUGGAUACCUCCUUAUGGCCAUGGUUACAUGUUCCUGUGGGGAAAAAAAAAAAAAACAGGUUUGACAGCAUUCUUCCUCCAAAACACAAUGAAUUUUAGCUUUGUUUUUCUUCUGGUCAAAUAGGACUUUGUUCUUGGUGACUACCUGAAAGAAAUAACACCAAGGAGUGCUAUAUCUGUAGUAUCUUAUCUUGAUAAUGAAAAGUGUUUUGUAAUUCCUGUGAAUUUUUUUUAAAAUAAAAAUUAUGUAAUCCCAUGUUUUAUAUAUAAAUUUCUUGUUACAACAUACUAUCAAAGAUAAUGGAUUUGGAUUAUGGAUGAGUACAUAUGAUAACUGAUAUAUUGUUCAACUAAAACAGUCCUUAUAAUAUUCAUCCUCAUAUUUACUUAUAGUUAAUGCACUUGAAUAAUAUUGUAAGUGUUAAAUAAUUCAUCUUUAUUUAAAGUACAGAAAAAACUGAGAGUAAAUAUCACUAUGUAAAACAUCUAAAUAUUUUGUUAUCUAUUUUAUGCCUAUCAUAAAAGGUCCAUUACUAAAAUAACUUUUAAAACUAAAGGAUUAUAAAGAUUUUUAGUGUUUAAAUAAUCUCUUGAAAUAAUAAUCUGGAAAUUUAAAUCCCAUUCUGAGAGAAAAGCCUAAAACUGUAAUUACUCUGCAGUCAUCAAAGUAAACUAGAAACUAGAAGAGUUCACCGUAAACUCAUUAGUUCACUGUAAGCUAUCAAAAAAAAUCUGAUUGAGAUAGAAAAAAAAAGGUCUACAGUAAAUUGCUCUAAUCUAUCUAUUCAUAAAUAUGAACUGUAAAUUAGAAUUGUUCUGAUCUGGAGUGAGGGAACUCCUGGGACAUUUUCUCAAUUGGAGUUCAGGAACUAAAAAUAAAGUGCUCAGCAUCUAUUAAGAUCUGCCUUCCUUGAUUUUCAUGAAUGUUGAAUUAACAAAGUUCUAGUCAGUUAUCAGACUGGUUGGCUUUGGCAGUUCCCUUCUGUAUAUUCCUAUUGACAUAAAGACAUGCCUAAUCUUUUUUCUCUCAAAAGAGGCAUGAUCAUAUGUUUCUUCUUGUUGAAUAAAAAAUUGAAGCCAGGAUUUUUCUGAUAAAAACUGAAGACAACAUUUCCAAUCUAAAUGUGUAAAUCCAGACUUUCAGAGGUAAUGAGUAUUUGCAGCUUCUGGUAACUACAGUAUCAAGCCUAGGAUAACUGUGUAAUGUAAUUCUCUCACCAUAAAACCACUUAUUGAUUAGUGAUUAACUGACGCAUAUACUAACAGAGAAAACAACUAGAAUUUUAUGGGUUUUUGUCCCCAGUGAUUAAACAUUUACUCCCCUUUAAUAUAGCAACUUAUAUAGAGAAAAAGAAUCAAAUAGAAGUGCUGAACUGUAGAUUUCUACCCCCCUAUGUAUUUUUUCAGACAAUGUAUUGAUUUUUUUAUAUAUAUGAUCUUUACACCUUGUCUUAUACUCUCUUACUUCAGCUGUGUUCAGCUGAAUUUCAGGGUCAUUCCUGAGUAUAUAUCUUAUAGUGCUUUAUAGGGGAAUGUUCAUGUAGAAGAUGAUAAUAUUGAUGCCAUUCCUUAAUUUUUAAUGUUCCUGGUCUGUGAGCAAGUCUGGUUUGUAGUUAUCCUGAAAGGAUUACUCGCAGAAGCCAAACCAUACAAAGAUUACCAUCUUUUAUUUAAGUCAUAUGGGAUAAACUACACGGUACAGAAUACAAGUUGUGACCACUAAGUUUGCAGAACUUAGUCCAGUUCUGCAAAAUCUGAUUUUUUAUGUACAUUUUUAGGAAUUGGCUGCACUAUUUUGUAAACCUCUUUGCACAUUUCUAUAUACACUGAGCAAAACUGUUACUUCAUUUAUAUUGUUUCUUGUUUUGUGGUUUCUCAUGCUGGCUUUUUUCCCUCCAUCUCUGGCAUAUCUAUAUCAGUAAAGUUGUUCCUGUUCUUAUUUCUUGCAUUUGAGAGUAUUUUUCAGUAAUGGAGAUUGGUAUUAUUAGAAAUUGCAUAUAUUUCAGUGAAUUUCUUAUUUGUGAGUUCAUGUCCUGCCCUAUAGAUUAUGUGCUCUUUGGGGGAGGGUUUUUUGGUACUUUAGUGCAAACAUAAAGUCUUGUUUUGUACUGGUGACUACAUUACCUAGCACCAUAGCAAAAUAAAAUAAAAUAAAAAAUAAUAUUUGAAAAAAAACAGUAAUUCAAUAGGAAAUAAAUAAAAAUACAUAGGUUUAAAUUCUGAGCGGGUAUCAAUCAGCUGAUUUACAGCAGCCAAGAUUCUAAGCUGCAAUAUUUCAACAGCUUUGUCCGUGAAGAUCAAUUUUCUGGGUUUGGAGCACCUUACAUGAUUGUAUAUAUGGACAAAGUCAAGACAUGUUCAAAAUACUUCUGUAUUAAUAAUGCUAUAAAUGCUAACACUGUAAUAAUAAUGCUAUAAAAUUUAUUUUUGUCAUUACAUAGAAAUACAUAUUGUGUUGUUUUACACAUGUAACAAAUAAAGUUAUAAUGUAUUAAA